Molecule: messenger RNA, 4448 nt
Organism: Rhodotorula graminis WP1
Lineage: Eukaryota; Fungi; Basidiomycota; Microbotryomycetes; Sporidiobolales; Sporidiobolaceae
Exons: 23
Coding region: 1-4377 (1458 amino acids)
Biological process (GO): transmembrane transport
Cellular component (GO): fungal-type vacuole; membrane
Molecular function (GO): ABC-type peptide transporter activity; ATP hydrolysis activity; ATP binding
Source: RefSeq, a predicted model, not a curated record
AUGCCGCUCUCGCCCUCGCCCAUCGCCUCCGACACGACUGCGGCAUACUCGGCUGUCGCCGCCGACGACCUGCCCGACGACGCCAAGGACCAGAUCGUCCUCGAGUCGCCCGAGCGCGCCGUCACCCUCGGCUCGUGGAUCGUCUUCUCGUGGGUCGAGGCGCUCAUCAACAAGGGCAAGAAGCACCAGCUCGGGUACCGCGAUGUGUGGAAGUUGCCGCCGACCAUGCAGUCGUGGGGCGUCAAGCAGGACGCGCAGGCCCUCAAGUCGACCCGCAUCAUCGGCCGCGUCUUCUACAACAACUCGCUCGACCUCAUCCUGUCGCUCACUCUCGGCCUCACGUCGUCCUUCCUGUCGUACGCCUCGCCCUUCUUCCUCAAGCAGAUCCUCGAGGCCCUCACGCCUCCCGCCCCGGGUGCCCCGUACGACCCGACCCUGCGCCAGAGCGCCUACAUCUACGCCCUCCUCGCGUUCGUCGCCCAGGUGAGCCGCGCCGAGGUCGACCUGCAGCAGCUGUGGCACGAGCGCCGGGCCAUCACGCGCGCCAGGACGGCCCUCAUGAGCGAGGUGUACGAGAAGGCGCUCAAGCGGCGCGAUGCGAGUGGCGCGACGGGCAAGGACGAGGCGGCGCCGAAGAAGAAGAAGGACGCGUCGGCGGCGGCGGCGGCGGCGUCGACAAAGGGCAAGGGCGGCGUCAAGGGCAAGAAGGCCAUCCCCGAGGCGCGAGGGACGACGAGCACGGGCAAGAUCGUCAGCCUCAUGGCGGGCGACGUCAACAAGAUCUCGAACCAGCUCAUGAGCCUGUCGUCCAUCUUUGGCGCCCCGUUCGAGCUCGCCAUCGCCAUCACUUUCCUGUACCAGAUCCUCGGCUGGACUUGCCUCGUCGGCCUCGGCGUCAUGGCGCUCGCGCUCCCGAUCAACCACGUCCUCGUCAAGCGUCGCCUGCGCAUCCACCGCAAGAUGCUCGCGUCGCGCGACGCGCGCAUGGAGAUCCUCAACGAGCUGUUCCAGGCCAUCCGGUUCAUCAAGUACUCGGGCGACGAGGAGAGCUGGCUCGGCAGGGUCUUUGCGGCGCGCAAGACCGAGCUCGACUGGCUCCUCAAGACGCGGAUGAACAACCUCGCCAUCAACGCGCUGUGGAACUUCUCGCCCGACCUCGUCAUGAUCGUCUCGAUCGCCUGCUUCACCCUCGUCGCGCACCAGCAGCUCACGGUCCCGGUCGCCUUUACCGCCCUCGCCUUGUUCGGCAUGGUCCGCUCGCCCAUGACCAUGUUGCCGACGUCCAUCACCCAGCUCCUGCAGACCUGGGUCUCGAUUCAACGCCUCGAGCAGUUCUUCCAGGACGACGAGGUCGACCCGUGGGUCUCGUCGCUCCGCUCCGACACGGCUGCGCCCUCGUCCUCGACCGACGACAGCGUCCAGGUCGGCAUCUCGAGCGGCACGUUCAAGUACCACGAGAAGGACUCGGCCGAGGCGCCGCCGGCAGCUCCAGCUCCCGCAGCAGCCGGUGCAGGCGUCGACAUCGAGCGCAAGUUCGAGCUCGCCGACAUCGACGUGCGCUUCCCCGAGGGCAAGCUCUCGCUCGUGUGCGGGCCGACCGGGUCGGGCAAGACGUCGCUCUUCCUCGCGCUCCUCGGCGAGAUGACCUGUGUCUCGGGCGUCGUCCACCUCCGCAAGGGCUCGGCCGGCUCGGACCUCGACUCGUCGACCGGCCUGUACGACGGCGUCGCCUACGCCGCGCAGCUUCCCUGGCUCCAGCACGACUCGAUCCGCAACAACAUCCUGUUCGGCUCGCCGUACGAGCAAGAGCGCUACGACCAGGUCAUCGAGGCGUGCGCUCUGCAGGCCGACCUCGAGAUGUUCGACGGCGGUGACGAGACCGAGAUCGGCGAGCGCGGCAUCUCGCUCAGCGGCGGCCAAAAAGCUCGUGUCGCCCUUGCUCGCGCCGUCUACUCGCGCGCCAAGACCGUCCUCCUCGACGACCCGCUCUCGGCUGUCGACUCGCACACGGCGCGCCACCUCUUCCGCAAGUGCCUGCGUGGGCCCCUCCUCGAGCACCGCACCGUCCUCCUCAUCACGCACCACAUCUCGCUGUGCCUGAGCUCGGCCGACUACGUCGUCCGCCUGUCCGAGGGCCGCGUCACGCUCAAGGGUCCUGUGGACGAGCUCGACAACAACGAGCUCACGACCGAGCUCAUCGAGGACGACGAUGCAGCAGAAGACGCCGAGCAGGCCGACGACGAGGCGCAGAAGCUCGUCCAGAACGGCAAGGUCGACUCGAAGGACCCGCACGAGGCCGAGCACGCCGCCGCUCUCGCCGCGCGCUCGGGCAAGCUCAUCGUCGAGGAGAAGCGCGCGACGGGGCGCGUCAAGCUCAGCGUCUACAACCUGUACCUCAAGUCGGCCGGCUACUACACGUGGGUGUUCAUGGUCGCCCUCCUGUUCGUCGGGCGUGCGGGGCGAGUCGCCGACCGCGCCUUCUUCCGCUGGUGGGGCGAGAGUUACCGCGUGUCCGACUCGCUCUUCAUGCGCUUCAUCAUGCCGGCCCAAGGCCAGAUCGCCCUGUCCGCCGUCGACGCUCAAGCCUAUGCGCUCCCGCACGUGCCCUCGCCGCCGUCAGCGUCCGACGACGUCUCGUUCUGGAUCAUCGGCUACACGGUCAUCUGUCUCCUGAACCUCGCCAUCACGGUCAUCGGCAUUCUCGCGGCAUUCCACGGCUCGUUCAAGGCGGCGCGCUCCCUCUUCAAGUCGAGCCUCAUCCGGGUCGUCUAUGCGCCGUUCCGGUACUUUGACACGACGCCGAGCGGCCGCAUCCUCAACCGUUACGCGACCGACUUCCCCAUCAUCGACGGCUCGCUCACAGACCAGGUCCGUAUCACGCUCACGCACGCGUUCAGCUUCAUCAUCAACGUCGGCGUCGUCGUCAUCGUCUCGCCGCGCUUCAUCCCGCCGGCCAUCCUCAUCGUCUGGCUGUACACCUACUACGCCCUCAUGUUCGUCAAGACGUCGCGCGACCUGCGCCGACUCGAGAGCAACGCGCGUUCGCCCAUCUUCUCCAAGUUCGGCGAGACGCUUCAGGGCAUCGUCACGGUCCGAGCGUUCGGCGGAGAGCGUCGCUUCCUCAAGGGCCUGUGGGACUCGGUCGACCGCAUGCAGGCCGUCGCGUACUCGAGCGCGAUGAGCAACCGGUACCUCCUGUGGCGGUUCGACUGCCUCGGCGCCGUCGCCGUCACGACGACGAUCUACCUCGCCCUGUUCACGGGCCUGUCGCCAGGCGUCGCCGCCCUCGCGAUCACGAGCGCGCAAGGGCUCGUCCAGAGCAUCUACUGGCUGUGCAGGUGGUGGUCCGCCCUCGAGGUCGACCUCAACGCCGUCGAGCGCAUCACCGAGCUCCUGAAGACGCCGCAAGAGCCGCCGCAGGUCAUCCCGGGCACGCGCCCGCCGGCGACCUGGCCCUCGAGCGUCGGCGGCAUCUCGGUCGAAAACCUCGUCCUCUCGUACGCGCCCGACCUUCCGCCGGUCGUCAAGGACGUCUCGUUCGACAUUCCGCCGAGGAGCAAGGUCGGCUUGUGCGGCAGGACGGGCAGCGGCAAGUCGACGCUCGCGACGAGCCUCCUUCGGUUCACGGACCCGUCGAGCGGCAAAAUCAUCAUCGACGGCAUCGACAUUACGACGAUCGGCCUCAACGACCUGCGCUCGGCCGUGACCCUCAUUCCGCAAGAAGCCGUUCUCUUCUCGGGCACCGUCCGCUCCAACCUCGACCCGUUCGGCCAGCACACCGACGGCGCCUGUCUCGAGGUCCUCGACCGCGUCGGGCUCAUCAAUACCUCGGCGGCCCCGACUGCGCCUACCUCGACCGGCGUCGCUGGCGACCCGACGACGGCGCUCGCCGACAGCGCGACGACGCAGACGACGAGCGAGGACAGCACCGCCGUCGCCGUCUCGACCGGGCUCGCGUCGCAGCAGGUCGGCUCGGGCCGCAUGAGCGUCACGCUCGACAGCCAAGUGAGCCCGGGCGGCAACAACUUCUCGGCUGGACAGCGACAACUGCUCGCCCUCGCACGCGCUCUCCUUCGCAAGAGCCGCAUCAUCGUCAUGGACGAGGCGACCGCCUCCGUCGACUUUGAGACGGACGCCAAGAUUCAGCGCACCAUCCGCGAGGAAUUCUCCGAGUCGCUCGUCUUGACCAUCGCCCAUCGUCUACGGACUAUCGCCGACUACGACCUCGUCCUCGUCCUCGACCAGGGCAGUGUCGUCGAGUACGACUCGCCGGCGACGCUCAUGCGCAACAAGGACGGCGUGUUCCGCAAGAUGUGCGAGAAGGCGGCAGACUGGGGCGAGCUGCGGCGCAUGGCUGGGCUCGGCGAGGACGAGUAGAACGGCGUCAUGGCGCGAGGGAAUCUCUCUCUCGCUGCUCUCGCAAUGCAACUAUCGCACUUUGCUCUCUC